Molecule: messenger RNA, 3964 nt
Organism: Pseudopodoces humilis (Tibetan ground-tit)
Lineage: Eukaryota; Metazoa; Chordata; Aves; Passeriformes; Paridae
Gene: APBA1
Product: amyloid beta precursor protein binding family A member 1
Biological process (GO): chemical synaptic transmission
Cellular component (GO): cytoplasm; dendritic spine; plasma membrane
Molecular function (GO): amyloid-beta binding; protein binding
Source: RefSeq, a predicted model, not a curated record
CGCUGCACCGCCGCCCCCGCCGGAGCCGCCCUGCCUGCUGAGGAGGCGGCGCGGACCCGCACCAGCUGUGAUAGACAAAAUGUCAGCAGAAUAAGUGACCUACUCUCCAAAACUUGCCAUGAACCAUUUGGUUGGACCACCUGAGGGGGAGAUCAGUGAAGAGCCAGCAAACGGAGCAGUGAAUGAGUCAGUGGAGGCUGACCUGGAGCACUCAGAGGUGGAAGAGGAGCAGAGGUAUGCGGCUCGCUACCCAAGGCACACCAGCAGCAGCCACGUGGGCCUGUCUGGGCAGGAGGAGGAAAACAUGUUAGCUCGGUCAGCCAGUACUGAGAGUGGUUUCCACAACCACACAGAUACUGCAGAAGGGGAUGUGAUAGCCACAGUGGAGGACAGUUAUGACAUUGAGAGAGUGCAGGAAAAUGAGGAUGAGAAUGCAUAUGCAGUGCAGUAUAGGCCUGAGUCCGAGGAGUACACAGAGAAUGCCGAGGCAGAGCAUGGUGAGGCCAUUCAUAACCGAACACUGCCCAAUCACCUACAUUUCCAUUCCAUCGAGCACGAAGAAGCCAUGAAUGCAGCCUACUCAGGUUAUGUCUACACACAUCGCCUCUUCCACCGAGGAGAGGAUGAACAGUAUGCUGAGGCUUACGCUGAUUAUGGGCUGCAGGAGCAUGUGUAUGAGGAAAUAGGAGACACACCAGAUCUCGAUGUUAGAGAGGGCAUCCAGCAGUAUGAGCGGGAGAGGGAGGAAGCCGACAAUUACCGCAAGGAGGCGCUUGGUGCCCGUCUUCACCAUUAUGAUGAACGGUCUGAUGGAGAGUCUGACAGCCCUGAAAAGGAAGCAGAGUUUGCACCCUACCCAAGAAUGGAUAGUUACGAACAAGAGGAGGAUAUUGAUCAGAUUGUAGCAGAGGUGAAGCAGAGCAUGAGCUCCCAGAGCUUAGACAAGGCAGCUGAAAACAUGCCAGAGUCAGAGCAGAGUUUGGAGCACGGUCAGACUCUUGUCAGUGGUGGACAUGAAAGUAAUGGCCAGCUCACAUCUGGUUCUCGAGUUAUAUCUGGCUCAGGAGAAUCUGUACAGAGGUACAGUAAGGAAAAAAGAGAUGCAAUUUCACUGGCCAUCAAGGAUAUUAAAGAGGCUAUUGAGGAAGUGAAGACGAGGACCAUCCGUUCUCCUUACACCCCUGAUGAACCUAAGGAGCCGAUCUGGGUGAUGCGGCAGGACAUCAGUCCAUCCAGGGAUUCUGACGACCAGAGGCCACUAGAUGGAGAUUCUCCAUCUCCAGAUUCCUCUUCACCUCGAGGUGCUGAAUCAUCAAGUAGGCAACAUCACCAGGAUGUCUGCAGUACAGCAGAGGCUUCCACUAAUAAAGAGUCCAGAAAAAGCUUGGCUUCAUUUCCAACAUAUGUUGAAGUUCCUGGACCUUGUGAUCCUGAAGACUUAAUCGAUGGAAUCAUUUUUGCUGCCAAUUACCUUGGUUCAACUCAACUCCUUUCUGAUAAAACUCCAUCCAAGAAUGUCAGAAUGAUGCAGGCUCAGGAAGCUGUCAGCAGGAUUAAGAUGGCCCAGAAAUUAGCCAAAAGCAGGAAGAAGGCUCCAGAAGGUGAAUCUCAGCCCAUGACUGAAGUGGACCUCUUCAUUUCUACACAGAGAAUAAAAGUACUGAAUGCAGACACACAGGAAACCAUGAUGGAUCAUCCCCUGCGGACCAUUUCUUACAUUGCUGAUAUAGGAAAUAUAGUUGUUUUGAUGGCUCGCAGGCGAAUGCCACGCUCCAACUCCCAGGAUAAUGUGGAAGCAUCUCACCCCUCUCAAGACGGAAAGAGGCAGUACAAAAUGAUUUGUCAUGUCUUUGAGUCUGAGGAUGCACAGCUGAUUGCACAGUCCAUAGGUCAAGCAUUUAGUGUGGCCUACCAAGAAUUUCUGAGGGCAAAUGGAAUCAACCCAGAAGACCUUAGCCAGAAGGAAUACAGCGACUUGCUUAAUACCCAGGACAUGUACAAUGAUGAUCUGAUUCACUUCUCCAAAUCUGAAAAUUGCAAAGAUGUUUACAUUGAAAAGCAAAAGGGAGAAAUCCUAGGUGUGGUGAUUGUGGAGUCUGGCUGGGGAUCUAUUUUGCCUACAGUUAUCAUAGCCAACAUGAUGCAUGGAGGACCAGCAGAGAAAUCUGGGAAGCUGAACAUAGGGGACCAGAUUAUGUCAAUCAAUGGGACCAGCUUGGUUGGUUUACCACUCUCAACGUGUCAAAGCAUUAUAAAGGGUUUGAAAAACCAGGCCCGGGUUAAACUGAACAUAGUUAGAUGUCCUCCAGUAACCACAGUCUUGAUCAGAAGACCAGACCUCAGAUAUCAGCUGGGCUUCAGUGUGCAGAAUGGGAUUAUCUGUAGCCUUAUGAGAGGAGGUAUAGCAGAGCGAGGAGGUGUGCGUGUUGGCCAUCGGAUCAUUGAGAUCAAUGGGCAGAGCGUUGUAGCAACACCCCAUGAGAAAAUUGUUCACAUCCUCUCAAAUGCUGUUGGUGAGAUCCAUAUGAAGACUAUGCCAGCUGCCAUGUACAGACUGUUGACUGCACAAGAACAACCAGUUUACAUCUGAAGCUGACACCUCACCACCACAGUGUGCAUGGAAGAUGUUUUUCCUCAUUAGUGUUUAUCUCUCUAGUGCUGCAUUUCUGUGUCUGCAAAGACAUUUCUUCCUCUCUCCCCACUUCACAGACACAAAUACGCUGUUGCUCUCUCUAUCCCUCUUUCCUCUUCUUCUCACCAUUUUCCUGCAUUUUGGUGAGGGCCAAAAUGUAUCUAUGGAACUAUUUUGGUUGCAUAUUUUUACAAGUGAAACUUCAUACAGCUCCACAUACAAAACAGGAAAAUAACAGCAGCGUAAUUUACAGCAGUAUUCACAGAUGGCUGUAUUUCAUGCUACAUAAUCAGUUUUAUUUCUGUGGCUAUAAUUUUACAAACCAAGUAAAUUAAAUGUUGCCGAAUGAAAGAUGACUUUACCAAACAGAUAGAAGUAUAGCGUACAAAGUGUUCUCUUGGAUAUCCUGCCUGUGACUUUGCUUUUUUUCCCCCAUUUUCCCACAGGCAUCAAGCUCAGUACUAAAGGUUUGUGUCUGUGGGGAAAGUAGAAUACCAAAAGGAUUGUUUUGCCCUCAGGAAAAAUUGCCUGCUUAUGAACACUCAGUAAAUGCUGCUGUUGUAAAAUGAAUUGUCCAAAUACAUACCUUUUAAUUCCCCCCUGUCAUCACUUCUUCAUGAUAGUAGGACUCCAAAAGAUACUCCAUAGGUUCCUGAAACAUUUUAUUCUUGCAUUACUUACACUAAGAAAUUUGGGAGGCGUAUUUUACAGCUGCCUCCCCCUCUCUGCCCCCAGGUUUCUAUCUCCUAGUCUUCUUCUGCUUUGUCUUUUAUAGUCCCUUCCUGAUUUUAGAGUUUAAAGAAGUGGGGGGGGAGGAUCUUUAAAUAUCCACAAGAAAAAUAGUGAGGGGAUCUGCUGAAUAGCUACACUUUUUCUAGGCUCUUAAUUCCAAUUUUGGUGCACAUAGCCAUGUGUGCCAGUGUAUAUAGACAUUUUUAAAAUUGUGCUUCCUAUUUAUGAAGUUUGAAUAUAAGAGAUCUGCAGACUAUUCUAAGUAAUUUUGUUCUCUGAGCCAGUUUUAACAUAUAUUUUUGUCCAAAGACCUGUCUAAUUUUAUUGACUUCCUAUUUAGUUCAUGAUAUAGGUAACAGUGGAAAGGAUGAGGCAGGAAUAAACUUAUUUAUUUUGUUAUAUAAUUUAGCUUGUGAUUUUUUUCCCAUAUGUAUGGCACUUAAAAGAGAUAUGUGUAUACUAUAUGCACUUGUAUGAAGAUGAUUAACUGUAGAGAUGUAUGAAACCUUGUAUUUGAUUAGCCUCUAAGUUGCAUGCUAGAGACAAAAGGGGAGGAGGGGGCUGGGUUGGGUUAUUUGGGUUUUUUAAGAGGGUUCAAAA